This is a messenger RNA of Debaryomyces fabryi, 3546 nucleotides long. It is a transcript of the gene SPT23, whose product is annotated as Spt23p. The record is from RefSeq and is a predicted model, not a curated record. Gene Ontology annotation, cellular component: cytoplasm. The transcript has a single exon. Bases 1 to 3546 code for a protein of 1181 amino acids. NCBI's taxonomy places the organism in Eukaryota, Fungi, Ascomycota, Pichiomycetes, Serinales, Debaryomycetaceae. Gene Ontology annotation, molecular function: phosphatase regulator activity; protein binding; enzyme inhibitor activity.
AUGUCAUCGAUAACCAACGAUCAGUUGUUGGAACACAAUUUUGUGAGUGAUAUGCCAAAUGAUAAUGAACAGGACAUUUUAGACGAGUUUUUGGACCAGCGGGUGUACGAAUCGAUAAAUUUACCUGAUAGCAACAGUAUAAAGGUCGAAACGGACGACUUGUUGAACGAUUUUUACAAUAAUAACGACAGCAACGACAGUAAUAAUGACGGAAGUAACUACGGGGGCGGAAGCGGAAACACAAAUUAUUUGUUGAAUCAGUCGCAAAUGACGACUCCUAAUAAUGACUACAUGUAUCUUGAUAACAUCGGAUACAAUGGGGCCAAUAGCUCUUAUACCAGUCCCAAUGAUUCAUCGCAGAUGAACAUUGCAAACAAGUUACAGCUUUCGGAUUAUGAUAUUGUGAGAGAUGAGUUAUCAAAGUUGAAGUUUGGUACUGCCAAUAUGAAGCUGUGUCCGAAGUCCGUGGAUGUUCCAGAUCCAUCGUAUCUUGAUUUUUCGCAGCAAGCUAUGGAUUCGUUACCGUACAAAUUAACAUUAACCAACUUGCCCAGCUACUCACGGGUGGAAACGCAGAUAAAGUUUAAGUUUGGAUUAAGUCCUCCACCUCCACACGUUCUUUUGCACAUACCCCAAGAUUUAAUAUCCAAGAAUAAAUUCUGUCUUUCCAACGAUGUGGAUACAUUGGCACCUACCUUGAAAGAAAGCCUCUUAUACUUAGACACAUUUGUAUUAACGUCAGACUAUAAAAAAUCAUGCAAUAUUUGUUCCAGGUGUAUCAAACGUGAGCAAAAGCGGGCAUCGAGAAGAAAGUCUGGAAUUAAUGGAAACGAAUCUGACGGAAACAAUGAUACCAAUAAUGAUAAUAGCAACACUAAAGAAAACGGUAAAAGUUGUUCCAGCUCGUGGGCUGAUGAUAAAAUGAUGAAGAAGGCCAUUAUUUUCAAUUGUAAAGAAAUCGUUUCCUUUCCUCCUCCUAACGGUUUAAAUAAUGAUUUAUCAAAAUCAAUGGACCUUUCAGCCAGAAUAAUUUGUUACUGCAGACAUCAUAAAGAAUCUCAAGGAUUCAAGUUAUUGUUUGUAGUGAAAAAUCAUGAAGGAAAGGUGGUGGCAAAACAAAUUUCAUCAACUAUAAUGAUAAUGGAUAGAAAGAAAACUACAGCUGCUUCCAAAAAUAAAGUAAAUGAAGACUCUUUGCCUAAUUCUAUUUGUGGCUCGUCGACUAAUUUACAACAAAUGGCCGGAGAUCAACUGCAACAAAGACAACAAAGACUGCCUAGAGAAUCUGAUAAUGACGUAUUAUUGAAUUCUUUCCGCCAAUUAUCUUCCAACUCAAUAGAUGAAUCUAAUUCUGAAGCCCAAACUAAUACUGACACUAAUACAUUUUCAGAUGGAAGAAACUUGAAGAGGAAAAAAUUGUCUGUCGAUGAUUCAUUCAAUACUCAAACUAAUCCUAUGUUUAACGGCAGUGUUAAUGCUUUGUCACCCUUGAGUAAUAGCGAUACCAAUACUUCCACUAGCAAUAUGUUGACGAAGCCUAAUCAAAUGCCUUCACUCGGCCAGCCAUCAUUUGGAUUAUCCCCAUUAAGUCAUCCUCAGUUGAACACUCAACAACCUAGAUUACCAUCAAUUCAAAGAAUUAUCCCAGCACAAGGACCAAUUAGAGGCGGAAUAGAAAUCACUUUAUUAGGGUUUAAUUUCCGCCAAGGAUUGGCCGUCAAGUUUGGAGCAAAUCAGGCUUUGGCUACUCACUGCUGGUCAGAAACGACUUUAGUGACGUAUUUACCGCCUGCAUCACAACCAGGCCAAGUCUUGGUUAGCUUUGAAGACCAUGAAAAUACAAUGAUUGGUGGACCACCUCAGCAACAAAUCUUCACCUACACUGAUGAUACAGACAAACAACUAAUUGAAUUAGCCUUACAGAUAGUCGGAUUGAAAAUGAACGGUAAGUUGGAGGAUGCGAAGAACAUCGCUAAAAGAAUUGUUGGCACCGAUAACUCAAAUAUUAGCGGUGCAAAUUCUAACACCACAUCUCCUGUUAACCACCAAAAUAUGAAUCAGGCUAAUAUUGAAUGGUUUGAUAGUGCACAUAAAACUGUUCUACAAUUAACUAAAUCCGAUUUGUCUACUGAAGAAAUCUUGAUUAAUUUCCUUUCAUUGGUCGAUUUGCCAAAUUGCCCAAUUAUAAUACCAAACUGGCAAUUAUGUAAUGGACAAGGUCAAACCUUAUUGCAUUUGGCAUCAUUAAAGAAAUAUAGUCAAUUGAUUAAAUUUUUGAUAACCCAUGGCUGCAAGAUUGAUGUUAAGGAUAACCAAGGCUUAACGCCACUUUUCUUAGCUUCAAUGUGUGGUCACAGAGAUUUAAUUCAAGUUUUUGUUGCAUGUAAGAGCAAUUGGAAUUUGAAAUUAUCAAAUGACAAGUUAUUGAAGGAUUAUUGCGAUCCAAAUGUAUUGGAUGUUUUCAACAGUUUAGAAGACCACGAUAAUGAAAAUUCUGAUGAUGAUUUCUCUAAGUUUCUUUCAAAAGAUAGCAAAUUGGCUAAAUCAAUGAGUUUGGAUUCUUUGAAUUCAAUGUUUGCUAUGAACUUUGGAUGCCAUGUUUCAAAGAUGGUCAUGGAGAAUACGGUCAACCAUUCAAGUGAUCCAAAACUUGAAAGUGGUGAUAGAUAUCUCAUGAGAGAGGAAUUGAAUUCUAGAUCAAGUGAAAACAACAGUAAUGGUGAGUUUUCCCAGCCAGAAUCUGAUUUAGCAAACUCUGAGUUUGCUGAUUCAGAAUUUGAAUCCAAUGAUGAUGACAGAUUUUAUAAUGAUGAUUAUGAUGAAAGCGAAAGUGAGGACGACUACGAAGAUGAAAUGGAUGCAAAUAGUGACAUUUGUGAUAACAGAGAGUUAAAUAUAGGUAAUGUUGGCGAUGUUUUAGAUGACACUCAAUCGUUAACUUCAAAUUCAACAAUUUUACCUCCAUUAUCGAAUAAUAAUGAUGACGAUGACGAGGAAACCUUGUCUCUGAAUUCAGCAGGAUUAUGGCAAAAGGUCAAGAAUGUCUUUAGUAAUGAUGAAAGUGAUAGUCAAUUACCAUCUUAUGAUGAUUUGUUUCCUUUCGGACCUUCUUCAUUCCACCUGAAACCUAAAUCCUCUGCCGAAAGAAGUCUUAACACUGUGGAUGUUAAUACAAAUGCUGGUGAUAGUUCUAAGGUACUUACUGGAUCUUCGCGUGAUGAUAAUCAAGAAGAUGCUGGUGUGUCUUCAGAUUCUUCAGAUGAUAUGGUUAUAUCUUAUAUCAAUCAUCCUCGUAAGACUGUUGAAAAUGAUAAAAUGUUAUUAUUUUUCUGGUUCCCAGCGUUAGUCUGUAUCAUGGCAUUGUUCAUCUUCGUAUACAUCAUGGGUUAUAAGUUUGAAUUUAUUGAGAACUUUAAACAUUACAUUAGAACAACAAUCGGGAAUUUAAUGGUUGGAAAUGAAAGAAUUGGUAAGCUUUUUCACUCAUCAAAUACAAGAGGAGUAGAAAGUGUGUUGCUGGCAACUCGUAGGAUGAUCAACGAGUAG